AUGAUUAUGCAUGGUACCUGGUACAAAGGACCACAGCUGUCGCAUCAUCCACACACCGACUACCAUCAGUUCCGAUCGUAUCCCUCGUUUGUUGUGACACCCUAUCACGAGGGACAUGCGGCCACGCCCUGCCCGCCCACGCCCUGUACACCCUGCAACAGCAGCACCAGCACCAGCACCAGCAGCAGCAGCAACCAUGCCGCAACUGGACUUGGACUCGGUCUUGGACUUGGCCAAAACACAGCCGAGGCGACACCAAUAAUUGUCGAGGGCACAUUCGCUGCUGCCGCCGCUGCUGCAGCCGCUGCAGCUGCCGCCGUCGUGACUGCAACGGGAACUGCAUCUGGCAAUACGCUGCUGAGUCCGGCCAUUAAAAUCGAGCAGGUUUUUGGCGAGGCAUCCGCCAACUCAUCGCUGGGCGCCGUUGUCGAGGAUUAUGCCCUGAACUUGGACUGUCCAGUGGAGCAUCAGUUUCGGAAACCCCAACACAACAACAACAGCAUCAACGGCUACGCCUGGUCAACGAGCAACGGGCCGCAAAGCGAAGUCAUCAACAACAACAACAACAACAACAAUCAACACAAUUCACACCAAUCAGGCGCUACCGGACCUGGAUCAGGACUAUUGCCUAGCUCUGCUCCAGCGACGCCGCCAACGCCGCCCGUGGACGCCAGCCAAGCGACAGCCGCUGGUUCCGCAAUUAAUUUGAAUCAGCCCGCAACCCAGGCGCGUACGAACUACGGCAAUUCCGUAAAAUCACCACCGGAAACAGGCAGCGCGCAGCCAUCAGCAGCUGCUGCCACCUGCAAAACUCACGACAGCAGCAGCAGCAACAACAACUGCAACAACAACAACAGCGCAACUGCUGCCGCUGUGGCCGCUGCCGCCGCUGCUGCCGCCGCUGUCAACAUGCCGAUCGGCGGCGUGCAGGGACAGAAUCCCACCCAGGGCCUGGUCCAUUGGAUGAGCGCCGUGAUGGCCGAGCACAUGACCGGACAGACGCAUCACGAUCCCGGCGCUGCCGUUGGCAUGCACUACAUGUGGAAUGGGAAUGUCGAUCAUGCCAAGGAUAUUAGCGAUUACAAUCUUUGGCCACCGACGCCGCGCAGCCAUCAGCAUGCCAGCGAGCAUCAUCCGAUGUCCCUGAAACAGGAAUACGAGGCCAAAAUGAAUGAUCACCACCAUCACACUAAUCUGCAAAAAGGUCACUUUCUGGAUGACAACCGUCUGGAGCAUCAUGCGGCGGUCGCCGGACAAGGCAGCCUGGGACUUGGUAGCGCCGUCAAUGGCUCUGGCCCUGGCCCUGGCGGUGGCAACUCUGGCCUCGGCGGCGGCUCGCAUCAUGGCAACCAUGCCUCCGCCGCCGCUGCGGCUGCAGCGCAUCAUCACAACAAUGCAGUGGCAGCUGCAUCAGCGGCCGCGCUGCUCGUCGUCCCUCAGCCGAUUAAUGCCAGCAAAAUGGGCGGUCCCGGUGUGGGCGCUGGCGGUGGACAUGCCCCCGCCGGCGGCAGUGGACGCAAGUAUCAAUGCAAAAUGUGCCCGCAGAUCUUUAGCUCAAAAGCGGACUUGCAGCUGCACACGCAGAUCCAUAUGCGUGAGGCGAAACCGUACAAGUGCACGCAAUGCUCUAAGGCGUUUGCCAACUCUUCGUAUCUGUCACAGCACACGCGCAUCCAUUUGGGGAUUAAGCCGUAUCGCUGCGAGAUUUGCCAGCGCAAGUUUACGCAGCUAUCGCACCUGCAGCAGCACAUACGCACGCAUACGGGCGAUAAGCCGUACAAGUGCCGGCAUCCUGGCUGCCAGAAGGCCUUCUCGCAGCUGUCCAAUCUGCAGUCGCAUUCGCGCUGUCAUCAAACGGACAAGCCGUUCAAGUGCAACUCCUGCUACAAGUGCUUCUCAGAUGAGCCCUCGCUGCUGGAGCACAUACCCAAGCACAAAGAAUCGAAGCAUCUGAAGACGCACAUCUGUCAAUACUGUGGCAAGUCGUAUACCCAGGAGACCUACUUGACCAAGCACAUGCAGAAGCAUGCGGAGCGCACGGACAAACGGCCGCCCAUUGCGCCGGGCAGCGCAGCAGCUGUUGCCGCUGCUGCUGCCGCUGCUGCCGGCGGGCAGCAGAGCAAUGCAUCAACAGCGGCGGCCAGCAACACGCAGCAUCAACGCAACAAUCUGGUGUUGCCACCCGUUUCAAUAGCGCCUAGCGACAACAGCUACUGGCCAAAGGUAAGUCCGGACUCUGCAGCUGCAGCCAAUGCCAUGGAGGUUAUGCAUCAGCAGCAACAGCAGCAGCAGCAACAGCAGCAGCAACAACAACAACAGCAACAACAGCAGCAGCAACAACAACAGCAGCCGCAUCACCACCACACGCAACUGGGCGUGCCACCGCAGCAGCAUGGCCCGCCCCAGCAGCAGCAACAGCCGCAGCACCAUCACCCACAGCAGCAGCAACAACAACCACCGCCCCAGCACAGCAUGGAGGCGCACUAUGCCCAACCGACAGCGCCCAACAGCAACCAGAGCAAUGGUCAUCCGCCGGAGCAGCUGCAGCCGCAUCAUCGCAUCAUGCCCGACCCUGUGCGCGAGGAUAUUGUAACCACUCCCAGCACUGUGGGGCCGUAUGAUGCGGCAUCCAUAACGAAAACCACCAGCAAUUCGGCCUUUACGCCGAUCAACUCGAUGCCGCCGCACCUGAACUCACUGAGCCACCAUCCGAUGGCGCAGCGUCCCUAUCUCUAUGAUGCCAUCAGUUUUCCCAAUAAGAAUGUGAACCAGAAUAAUGCCAAUGCCUUUCCCAAUCAGCUGAUCUCGCUGCAUCAGAUACGCAACUAUGCGCAUCAGCCGGCGGGCCUGAUGGCCGGGGAGCACCUGCUCGGCGUAAGCGUCGGGCCUGGCAAGGAUAAAGGAUAG
Molecule: messenger RNA, 2907 nt
Organism: Drosophila novamexicana
Lineage: Eukaryota; Metazoa; Arthropoda; Insecta; Diptera; Drosophilidae
Product: zinc finger protein rotund
Exons: 9
Coding region: 1-2907 (968 amino acids)
Biological process (GO): regulation of transcription by RNA polymerase II
Molecular function (GO): DNA-binding transcription factor activity, RNA polymerase II-specific; RNA polymerase II cis-regulatory region sequence-specific DNA binding
Source: RefSeq, a predicted model, not a curated record